Molecule: messenger RNA, 2300 nt
Organism: Liolophura sinensis
Lineage: Eukaryota; Metazoa; Mollusca; Polyplacophora; Chitonida; Chitonidae
Product: peptidylprolyl isomerase domain and WD repeat-containing protein 1-like
Exons: 16
Coding region: 16-1698 (560 amino acids)
Biological process (GO): protein folding; protein peptidyl-prolyl isomerization
Molecular function (GO): peptidyl-prolyl cis-trans isomerase activity; protein binding
Source: RefSeq, a predicted model, not a curated record
UAUGAGAGAAGUUACAUGCAUAGAGAUGUCAUCACACACCUGGCUGUAGCUAAGACAGGAUUCAUAAUAACAGCCAGCUGUGAUGGACAUGUAAAGUUCUGGAAGAAGACAGCGGAGGAAGGAAUUGAGUUUGUGAAACACUACAGAAGCCACCUUGGUAAUAUUGAAGACCUUGCUGUGUCCCCAAAUGGAGAGCUGAGUUGUACUAUUUCUAAUGAUAAAUCUGCUAAAGUCUUUGACGUUGUCAAUUUCGAUAUGAUCAACAUGCUUCCAUUGCCAUAUGCACCACACUGUUGUGGCUGGAUCUACGCUGCCGGGGAUGCUAUCCCUGCCCUCGCUAUUUCUGACAAAGCCAGCGGGAAGAUGUAUAUGUAUGAUGGGAAGGGGACAGCUGAGCCAAUCCAUGUGCUGGAGACGCUUCACAGCCAGCAGGUCAAUCUAAUCAGGUACAACCCUGUGUAUGAGGUAGCCGUAUCUAUAGACAAAGCAGGGAUGCUGGAGUACUGGACUGGACCGAAAACAGACUACAAAUUCCCCAAGAGGAUAGGCUUUGACUCCAAGAUGGACACAGACCUCUAUGAUUUUAUGAAGAACAAAUGUAUUCCCACUGGGCUGUCUUUUUCCCCUGACGGUAAACUGAUGGCCACCAUAGCUACUGACAGGAAAGUGCGUGUGUUUAAUUUUCUGACGGGGAAGCUGAAAAAAGUUCUGGAUGAGUCUCUCCAAAAGUUCUCGGAACUUCAACAGAUGAAACAGCAGCUGCCAAAUAUGGAGUUCGGGAAGAGAAUGGCAACAGAGAGAGAUCUGGAAAAGUCUGAGGCAUUUUCAGGCUGUAAUAUAAUUUUUGAUGAGACGGGACAUUUUGUUUUAUAUGCUACAAUGUUAGGGGUUAAAGUGAUCAACCUUCAUACAAAUAGAUGCGUGAGGUUACUGGGCAAGUCCGAGCUAGCUCGAUUCCUCCACAUCUCACUGUUCCAAGGGUCAGGCAAGAAGAAAGCGGCUGCCACUGAUGCCGAGAUGACUGCCUCAGAUAACCCUAUCCUACAGAACAUACAGGUGGACCCCAUCCUUUUCUGCACAGCCUUCAAAAAGAAUAGGUUCUAUAUGUUCACCAAACGUGAAUCUGAUGAUGCUCAAAGUGGAGAAUCAGAGAGAGAUGUCUUCAACGAGAAGCCGUCUAAGGAGGAACUGGUAGCAGCCACCCAGGACUCUUCGUACACACGGGUGGCUGAGAACUGCGUUAUCCAUACUACGCUGGGCGACAUCCACUGUAAACUGUUUCCCAGAGAGUGCCCCAAAACAGUGGAGAAUUUCUGUGUCCACAGUAGGAAUGGCUACUACAAUGGAAACAUCUUCCAUCGUGUCAUUAAGGGCUUCAUGAUACAAACAGGAGAUCCCCUGGGCAAUGGUACUGGAGGAGAAUCUAUUUGGGGAGGAGAGUUUGAGGACGAGUUCCACCCCCAGCUACGUCAUGACAGGCCUUACACCCUGAGUAUGGCCAACGCUGGCCCUAAUUCCAACGGUUCACAGUUCUUCAUCACCUGUGUGCCCACGCCCUGGCUUGACAAUAAGCACACCGUGUUCGGAAGAGUCCACAAAGGAAUGGAGGUGGUGCAGAACAUAGGAAAUGUGAAAACAAACGCCAAAACGGACAAACCCUACGACGAGAUACGGAUUGUAAGCGUCACCAUAAAAUGAUCAGGUGUGGAUAGUACAGAUUGAUCGCUCAACAGUGAGAGUUAACUCAACCAAGACCUUCGCAUCCAUGACUGUAAAAGCCAGGCAACAAGAGGUUGGGAUCCCGUAGGACAAUAUACACGUGCACUGAACCAGCUCAUUGGUCAGCCAAUGGGGUGGCUGGAUUCAGUAUCACUUACAUGUAUAAGGUGGUUAGUGGUUCAACAUUCGUUCAAGUCUGUAUGUAUUAAUAUCAUGAAAGUUAGUGCCCACUGAAGGCUUACCAGGUUGAUGUCCACUCAACGCUUGCAAAGGUGGCUUGAAUGAAAACAAAAUUUUGAAAAUUAUGUCCACCAAAAGCUUCUGAUUGUAAUAACUUCUAUUAAAGCUUGUGGAGUUCGUGUGAAUUAAAAACGAAGAAACUUGUCAAAAGGGUUCCACUAAAAACCCAGUAAGAGUGGGCUCCAGUGGAAUAGUGAAGCCUAUGAAUCAGAUCUCCAGUUGCAUAGUGAAUCUUGUUGUAAAGUUGAUGCAUUGAAUAUCGAUGCAAAUCGUCUCCGAAUAACGUGUUCAUGUCUUUAUGUUAAUCUUCAAUCCUUUUAGAGAUAUAUUUUAGAAAGUAC